AUGGGCAGUUUUCUUCUUUGUUUGCUACUUGUUCAGUUGCAAUGGUGUUUGUGCUCUAAUGUGUUGGACGACCUGCUACAACAGACCAAUAUCGCGUUUUUAUCGCAGCAAGAUGUGAUAGGAGUGAUCCCUGUUAAUCAGAUUCCACUGGUGGGGGUGGAGCUCUGCUCUAUGUUUGAGACCGUCGGCGAUGGACAGGAUACGCUUGCGGCGAUGUUGCAAACGGGCGUGCAGACGCUUGUGAUGGACAUUGGCUACGACGAAGACGCGGGCGGGUGGCAGAUGUGCGGGCGCACAUCGCUCAGUGAGGGUAUUUCCACGGUCUCCCGACAGAUUGAAAGGCUGUUUCCGACUCUGUACGCGAACCUUGUUGUUCUUGUGCUGCGCGGAGGGGCUGCGGAGGCACACUACGAGGCGCUCCGGGACGCCAUUGGGCGCGUGGGGCGGUGGACUUACUCGGCAGAGAAGGUGAAGGCGACAUCGCCCCACCUGAACAGCCUGUUGGACGACCAGGAGAAACGGGUUCUGGUCGUGGCGCUCGACGACAGCCUGUGUGAGGCCUUGGGAACGGUGGCCUUUGGGCCCGAGGACGUGGCAUACGUGGAGGGCAACGAUACCAUAGACUGCAGCGAGCAUACUGACUCGUGGAGCUUCAUAGAGCGUGAGUUCCACUGGACGGACGUCCGCGAGUAUGUUCGCUUGGGGUGCUCGCCGGUCAUCACAGGAAAGAGCGUUGCUAAUAUAAGUGAGCUUGAGGCGCUUGUCAAGGUUGCACAGGUGUGGUCGUGGGGGGCGGGGGAACCGGCGCUGACCGAUGCUAAUUCUGAAAUGCAGCGUUGCGCAUCACUUGGAUACGACUCAGCUACGGAGCGAGCCACGUGGAAGAGCACGAGCUGCCGGCAAAACUUGCCAGUUCUGUGCCAAGCAGUCAACGAUCGGUAUAGUUGGCUUGUGGGAACACGCAAUUUGAGGUUCGACCAACUUAAUAUGGACUCAUGUCCCUCUGGCUACAAACCUUCGGUCCCGCGGACACCACUAGAACAGCGAGAAGUUGAAAGGUACCUUUCUGAACACCAUCCCUCCGAUGGGCAAUACUGGAUUUAUCUCAAUUCCAUUUCGGUAGAGAAGUGUUGGGUUGUUGGAGGACCCGAAACACCCUGUCCUUAUGUAGCAUUGGUAUCCACACGGAAUUUUGCAGCGAUGAUAGUGACUUCUUCGAUACUAGUACUUCUCCUACUUGUGCUUAUAAUUUUACUCGACCUAGUGCGCGUACCGAUCCAGGACAAUCGGCGGAGUUGGAAGCGCGCUCUCGGUAGCUAUUCCAAGGCAGAGACUGAGGGGGUACCGAUGUAG
Messenger RNA from Eremothecium gossypii ATCC 10895, 1353 nucleotides. It is a transcript of the gene MTC6, whose product is annotated as Mtc6p. The record is from RefSeq and is marked provisional. The transcript has a single exon. Lineage: Eukaryota; Fungi; Ascomycota; Saccharomycetes; Saccharomycetales; Saccharomycetaceae. Bases 1 to 1353 code for a protein of 450 amino acids.